AUGCGAUAUAGACAAUGGAUCCGCUUGAUCCGAAACAGCUCCUGUUUCGCGAGAGUACUGGACAACAUCUACAUGUGUUCACAGCAAUACCCGCACCGGUAUAUUUUCAUGCCCACAGCCAUGCCCGUGCCAAGAGCGCUAUCACACGUCGUCUGUAGCCAUUCUGGCUCCAGGCUAUCGUUGGCUCAGGCACUCUUGGCUUGUGCAUACUCCAAGAGACGUCUCCGCGCGGCGCCAUGUCCUUCCGCUACGGGGGACACGGCGGAGGCCUCGGUGGGGGCCUCGGCCGGGGCUACGGGGCGUACGGCGCCAGCGGUGCGUACGGCGCUGCUGGCCCUUACGGCGCCGGCGCCAGCGGUGCGUACGGCGCUGCUGGCCCUUACGGCGCCGGCGCCGGCGGCCGGUGCGUACGGCGCUGCUGGCCCUUACGGCGCCAGCGCCAGCGGUGCGUACGGCGCUGCCGGCCCUUACGGCGCCGGCGCCGGCGGCGCGUACGGUGCCGGCGGCGCGGACUGUGCGACCGCAUGCUGCGCCAGCACCAGCGCCUGCAUGGGCUGCGGCCCCGCCUGCGGCGUGGCCUGCGCCGAGGGUUCGGGCUGCGGCGCCGGCGGCAGCACGAUUCUUAGCUACGUCGGCGCGGGGGGCGACUACGUCCAGGAGACCACCUACCGGUACGUGGGCAUGGGCGCGGGCGAGUUCGGCGUGGUGCGCAUCCCAGGACGCGGCCCGAGCUGCUGCCUGCUCGUGAUCCCCCUGGGGCUGUGUCUGCUUCUGCUGCCUCUCCUGCUGUUCGCGCUGGCGCCGGGCUCGACGACGACGACCACCACCACCACCACCACCACGCCGUUUAUUCCGCCGAGCACGGCGCCGCCCGACACCACCACCACAACCAAGAAGACGACCACCAAGCCGCCGCCCCCGCCCCCGCCGCCCCCCCCGCCGCCCCCCCCGCCGCCCCCGCCGCCCCCGCCGCCUCCGCCCCCGCCGACCACUGAGAAGAAGAUCAACUGCGGCGAGGGCGAUGUCGUGUCCUGGGACGUGCCCAAGAAGGUCUACUGCUGCCUGCACGAGGGUAAGGGCUGCCCGACGACGCCGGCGGCGCCCAGCACCAUGCCGAUGCCAGUGGUGACGACGGCGAGGAGCACCACAUCUCCGUGCCCGAUUGAUUGCAACGCCGGCUACAACGACCUGGACCCGCUGCAGUGGGUCCGCGGCUGGUCCGGCGAGAAGAAGCUGUAUUGCUGCAAGACGGCGAACAGGGGUUGCCCUUCGGAAUUGCCCCCGCCCUCGGGUCUGCCGCCGUCCAACGCGCCCCCCGAGCCAGACAAGAGCGUCUACGACUGCGACGCGGGCUACCACCACUGCAUGCACUGCCUGGUGCUGUCGUGGUCUCCAGCCAAGAUCGAUUACUGCUGCAAGACCCAGCACAAGGGUUGCAGGGGCGAGGAGCCAGAGUGA
This is a messenger RNA of Prorocentrum cordatum, 1458 nucleotides long. The record is from the annotation of a GenBank genome assembly. Lineage: Eukaryota; Dinophyceae; Prorocentrales; Prorocentraceae.